Ixodes scapularis (black-legged tick) is the source of this 2209-nucleotide messenger RNA. Its product is annotated as lysosomal acid glucosylceramidase. Gene Ontology annotation, biological process: glucosylceramide catabolic process. The record is from RefSeq and is a predicted model, not a curated record. The coding region runs from base 399 to 2120 and encodes 573 amino acids. NCBI's taxonomy places the organism in Eukaryota, Metazoa, Arthropoda, Arachnida, Ixodida, Ixodidae. The transcript has a single exon. Gene Ontology annotation, molecular function: glucosylceramidase activity.
AUGGGGCGCUUGUUUUGGUAUAGUUUCGGCGACCUUUUAUAGGUCGUUCCGUUAGCUGGCAUUUACGUAGUCUACCUGCGUCUAGCUUGUGAAACGGACCAUCGUAUAAGGUGUCAACCGUAGACGCGGAAAUGCACUGUGCUGAUCAAUCCUAAUAGUAAAUCGACUUCGAGAGGCAAAGCGGCCGGCCAAGCCGCUGGGCGCUUCGCGUUCUUGUGCAUACUGCAUAGAUUGCGCGAUAUACGUUUCUGGCGCGCUGAAACACGAUUUGGAGAUGCGUCCGAUCAAUCGGAAAUUCAGUUUCGCUUCACGCGGUCGCAUACCGCAUUUGGCCGAGCGAACAGGAUCUCGGCUGCUGGGCACAUACGGACCGUGCUGAAUUAAAGCAUGAGGACGCGAUGAACCCGAACGCGCACCGCCAAUGUCCCCGGAAGAUAUGCUCUCGAUUGAGAUUCUGGAAAAUCGGGUCGGAAGGUCGUCGCAGCGGUGGCCGCUUUUGGAGAUCGAACGCGUCAUUGAAUAUCUCCAGUUAUCGUUCGACGAUGGCCCGAGUUGUCGCGGCGCUCUUGCUGUGUGUGUUAGGCCAGCGCAUCGAAAGCGUCUGCAUCCACAGGAACUUCGGAAAAGGCAGCACGGUUUGCGUCUGCGACAGCGUGCAGUGCGACAUGCUGGGGCGGAUACCGAAGCUUGCCGCCGGCGUCGCAGCUGUCUAUGAAAGCAGCAAGGAUGGAUCGAGGUUUCUGUCAACGACCAUUGAGUUUGUGCCGCACGAUAGCAACCGUACUGCGCUCUCCUCAACGACAUCGAGGAGUCACAGCGUUAUCAAGAUUAAGCAAGAAAACAAGUUCCAACACAUAUUCGGAUUUGGUGGUUCUUUUACGGAUUCCGCUGGUAUCAACAUCCUCAGCCUGCGCGAACCUCUACGAGGUAAGCUUCUCGAGUCGUAUUUUUCCGAGGAAGGUCUCGAUUACAACAUGGGAAGAGUGCCCAUUGCAAGCUCCGACUUCUCCACUCGUGUGUAUUCCUACGCCGACGUUGCAAAUGACUUCAAACUUCUCAAAUUCAGCCUUGCCCCCGAGGACAUGAGGCUCAAGAUCCCACUGAUUCAGGAAGCGCAAAAGCUAAAGACGACCGACCAGCUGUGGCUCAUCGCCAGCCCCUGGAGUGCCCCAGCUUGGAUGAAGACGAACAGUGCCAUGAGUGGUCGAGGAACUUUACGGGGCCAGCCGAAUGGCAUCUACUACAAGACCUGGGCACAAUACUUGGUCAAGUUCCUCAAUGCCUACCGCGACCGCAACGUCACCUUCUGGGGCAUCACAGCUCAGAAUGAGCCAUCGUCUGGUUUCAUUCCAUUCUACUCUUUCCAGACAAUGGGCUUCAGUGCCAGCUCCCAGCGAGACUUCGUAAAAUUUGAUCUCGGCCCUGCUCUCGAGAGGGCGGACUAUGGACCCAACAAACUCAAGCUGAUGAUCCUGGACGACCAGAGGAUCUUUCUGCCAAACUUUGCCAAUGUUGUGCUGCAGGACCCCGAAGCCUCCAAGUAUGUGGCGGGCAUUGCCUUCCACUGGUACUGGAAUCACAUGAAGGGACCUCAAGCCUUGGACGAGACCCACGCUUCACACCCUGACAAGUUUCUCCUGGCAACGGAAGCAUGCGAAGGUGCUACGUCGCUCUUGAGGAACAGGGUCAUUCUUGGGAGUUGGAGCCGGGCUGCCAGCUAUGCAUACGACAUUAUUCACGACAUGCGCCACUGGACGACGGGCUGGAUCGAUUGGAACCUGGCGCUGAACACAAGAGGGGGUCCCAACUGGGCACGCAAUUUUGUUGAUUCCCCGAUCAUUGUGAACGCCACGGCCGGAGAGUUCUACAAGCAGCCCAUGUAUUAUGCCCUUGCCCACUUCACCAAAUUUGUGUCCCGUGGCUCGAAGCGGGUGGACUGCGGCUCCCAGCGGCGACUGGAAACUCUGGCUUUUGUCAGACCGGACAAUGCGACGGUCUUGGUGGUGAUGAACAGGCGUUCUAUCGAACGGUCUUUCACUGUGGUUGAUUCACAGCUUGGAAGCUUGAACUUCAGUAUUCCUGGUCAUGCGAUUCAAACUUACAUUUGGUGGUCACAAUAGUGACUGCUUGUCCACCGAGAAGAUUUCCACUUCUAAAUUGUUUAUUCGGACUCUACAAUAAAUAUUCUAGCUAAGAGACAGUGUGCCUA